Messenger RNA from Meleagris gallopavo (turkey), 666 nucleotides. The record is from RefSeq and is a predicted model, not a curated record. NCBI's taxonomy places the organism in Eukaryota, Metazoa, Chordata, Aves, Galliformes, Phasianidae.
CUCCUGUGUCCUGCACGGCUCGCCUCCGUUGGUCUGGGAGGAGGAAGUCACGCGGGAAGGGAAUGUCAGGGGGCCGGGCGCCUAACUGCGCCUGUUCCACAGGAGCUUGAAAGGUGCAGCUGCACAGGGGUGUGCUCUUGUCUGCUUUUCCUUCUAGGUUUCGUGGGCCACUGCCCCACCAAAGCCCGUGCCCCCGCGUACACGUUUCGCGGGACCAAACCGCCUGCGGCCGAGAGCUGUGGGCCGGGUCCCUGCUACUUUGUGGCGCCCGCCAUCACCAGGAACGGGAAGUGCGUGGCUCCGGGCGCCCACCUUUGCGGACGACCCACGAUGGAGACCACCGUCACCCCCGGACCCAGUGACUACCGCACCGAGGCAGCCAACAGGCACGUCUUCAAGUGCCCACCGGUGCAGUCCAUGGCUUUCCGGCGGGAGCCCCUGCGGACAGACCGCCCUCCAGGUCCAGGCACCUACACACUGCCCAGGCUGAUGGGCCCCAAUACAGCCUGCACGUCGGCCAGCCCCUGCUACUCCAUGAGGGGAAGGAGCCAGCGCGGCCGCUUUGAUGAAGACCUUGCCAAGACUCCAGGUCCUGCGGCGUUGCCCAAAGUCGCUGUGGAUACCUACAAGACCAGGGCGCCCGCGUACACCAUGGCGGCCCGACCA